Messenger RNA from Mizuhopecten yessoensis (Yesso scallop), 819 nucleotides. Its product is annotated as craniofacial development protein 2-like. NCBI's taxonomy places the organism in Eukaryota, Metazoa, Mollusca, Bivalvia, Pectinida, Pectinidae. The record is from RefSeq and is a predicted model, not a curated record. The coding region runs from base 1 to 819 and encodes 272 amino acids. The transcript has a single exon.
AUGGAAAAGACAGCUAAGCACGAUCUUAUAGUCGUGAUGGGUGAUCUAAAUGCGACCGUGGGGAAUGAGGGUACAGAGGAUGACAGGGCUAGGGGGAAACAUGGAUGUGGUAGCAUGAACAACGGAGAGAGACUGGUGGCCUUCAGCAACAUGAAUGACCUGGUCAUUGGAGGGACCUUGUCUCCGCAUCGACUGAUCCACAAGCUCACAUGGUGCUCCCCAAAUGGACGAGACAAGAAUCAAAUAGACCAUUUAAUGUUUAGCGGGACGUGGCGACGUUCACUAAUGGACGUCAAGGUGAGGAGAGGAGCUGAUGUUGGUAGCGACCAUCUCCUGGUGGCAGCCUCUAUCAAGCUCAAGCUUAGAGGCACUGGUCCAAAGCCCAAAGGUCACAGAAGUUUCGACGUAGAUAGACUAAAGGAUGCAGGUUUAAGAACAGAAUUUACCCUUCAGUUGAGGAAUAGGUUUCUAGCUCUAGAGAACCAUGACGAGCCGAUGGAGGGAGAACAGGAUGAGCUCCUUAACAACAGAUGGGACAUGAUAACAUUAGUGUAUAGACAGAGCAGCGAGAAAUGCAUAAGCUACAGAAAGAAGAAAAUAAAAGACAGGAUGACACAUGAAACCUGGAAAGCAAUUGAGUCAAGGCGCGGUAUUAAGAAGAAGGUGAUGGGUGCAAAGUCUGAGAGACUGAAAGAAAGAUAUCUGGAAGAGUACAGAGAAGCACCCAGAAUUGUGAAGAGCCUUGUAAGAGCAGACAAAGGGAAGAGUCUUGAUGACAUGGCGUCAAAAGCAGAAGAAGCAGGAGCCCGCAACGAAUAA